Paraglomus occultum is the source of this 2427-nucleotide messenger RNA. The record is from the annotation of a GenBank genome assembly. Lineage: Eukaryota; Fungi; Glomeromycota; Glomeromycetes; Paraglomerales; Paraglomeraceae.
AUGCCUGCACCAGAUACUAAAAUACAAUUGAAGACGAGCUUUAAGCUGUCCAAAACAAUCGAUGUAUUGUACACUGGUGGUAAAGUGUGUAUGACAUCCGAUGAGAAGUAUAUAAUAACAACCGUUGUUGAUACUAUUAUAGUAACCGACAUAAACACAGGCACAAGGAUUGCGAGUCUGGAAGGGGACACAGAACCGAUAACCACAUUCACAACAACGCCGAAUGACAAAUAUCUUAUAGCCUCAAGCAGAUCACUUACAGUACGAAUAUGGGAUCUCCAGGCUGCUCGAAUAUUACGUUCUUUCAAAGCUCAUGAUGCUCCAAUUCUUAUGAUGGCUAACGACACUACCUCGACACUUGUGGCCACUGGAUCGGCUGACAGCACAGUCAGAGUAUGGGAUAUUGAUGGCGGUUAUUGUACCCAUAAUUUUCGUGGACAUGGGGGAGUGAUAACUGCGUUGAAAUUUCAUCCUGAUAUUAAAAGGUUGUUGCUGUUCUCUGGAGCGGACGAUUGCAAAAUUCGCGUCUGGGAUCUAAAAUCGCGAAACUGUCUUGCUGUGUUUGAAAGUCACGUCAGUUUGAUUCGUGGAUUGGAUGUGUCAAAUGAUGGAAAUCUCCUCAUUAGUGGUAGCAGAGACAAGGUCGUUAAUGUAUGGGAUAUAGAGAAUAAGAAGCUAAUCAACACUUUCCCGAUAUAUGAGACUAUUGAAACAGUUGGGAUACUAAAACCAGAGACAACAUUUGGUGUUGAAGAUGAUCACGAGCACAAUGAACUAUUUUACACUGGAGGUGAUAAAGGAAUAGUCAGAAUAUGGGACCUAAAUUCGGGGAAGCUCGUCAAAUCACAAGAACCAGAAAAGAAUACCAACCACGUUGUAUCUGAUAUUAUAUAUUGUACGUUGUCGAACAACCUCGCUGUCAUCACAUCCGACCAGAACAUUCUCAUCUACAACAUUAAUCUUAAUCUUAAACGGACAAAACAAAUCAUUGGAUACAACGAUGAAAUAAUAGACAUUGCUUACAUUGGCCGAGCCAACGAUCACUUGGCCAUAGCCACUAAUACCGAACAAAUCCGCAUAUAUCAUAUCAACACACUCGAUUGUGAUGUUAUAUAUGGACAUUCUGACAUUGUAAUAUGUUUGGAUAGAUCAACAGAUGGAACACUACUUCUCUCAGGAUCGAAGGAUCGUACGGCGAGGUUAUGGACUGUAGACUUUGAAGCAGAGGAAACAAUAAAAUGCGUCGGUAUAUGUAGUGGGCACGCAGAGGCAAUAGGCGCUGUGGCACUGUCAAAAAAGGAUGCAAGCUUUUGCAUAACUGGAAGUAGAGAUAGAACGGUCAAAUACUGGGAUUUGCAAAAGCUUGAUAGAUUAUCAUCGACUGAUAGCUUCAGACCAAAAGCAUUUUACACGCACCUGGCUCAUGACAAAGACAUCAAUUCCAUUGCGAUUGCUCCGAAUGACAAAAUUUUUGCGACUGCAUCACAGGACAAGACGGUCAAAGUAUGGUCAGUGGCAGACGGAACAUUAAUCGGCACGUGUAAUGGUCAUAAACGGGGCGUAUGGUCGGUGCAGUUUUCUUCGGUAGAUCAAUGCCUGCUCACUAGUUCGGGAGACAAGACGAUUAAGAUUUGGUCAUUAUCCGAUUUCUCGUGUUUAAAGACAUUUGAAGGCCAUACGAAUACAGUUCUAAAAGCGUCUUUCCUGACAUCUGGCACGCAGAUUGUAUCAGCGGGUUCGGAUGGCCUGGUCAAACUUUGGACCAUCAAGACAAACGAAUGUGCAACUACCCUCGAUAAUCACACUGAUAAAAUAUGGACUCUUGUUGUAUCCAAAGACGAAAAGACAGUUAUCACUGCUGGCGCUGACUCUUUAAUUAACUUUUGGGAAGAUUGUACCGCGGAAGAAAUGGAAGCCAGAGUCAGAGAAGAAGAGGAAUUGAUAUUGAAAGAACAGGAUUUGGCCAACUUUCUGGCGGUAAAGGAUUACAAGAAUGCCAUCUUGUUGGCCAUGAAUUUAGGGCAGCCUUUUAGAUUGUUGAAUUUAUUCAGUAACAUUAUAAAUGAGAAAGUUGAAGACGAUACAAGUAUAACGGGCUCUCAGGCAAUUGAUGAUAUUAUUGCAUCACUCGAAAUAAAUGACGUUGAAAAGCUAUUGACAUAUAUACGGGAUUGGAACACUAACGCGAAAAGGUCGCGGACAGCACAGACCAUCUUACAUGCUAUUCUCCGAUUUUUUUCAUCAGAACGGUUGCAAGAAAUAAAUGGCAUCAAGGGGCUUCUCGACGGGUUGAUCCCAUACUCUGAACGACAUUAUCAACGUGUAGAUCGAAUGAUGACUGAUUCAUUUAUUGUUGACUAUACUCUACAUGCUAUGGACUUGUGGUCAACUGGUGACGAAUUCGAUGUGGAAAUGAAAGAGGAAUGA